AUGCUCUUGCUGGGGCUUGUACUGCCCCUCGCACUUGCGUGUGUCCCCAACACGGCCGACUUGCAGGCGCUCCUCACCACAGGUGGGAAGGGGUACGUCCUCUCCCUGUGUCCUGAUACUGUUUACUCGGUGUCCAAGUCGCUCAACUUCACCGCGCCAGAGCAGGAGAUCAGUACCGAGGGAUAUCCGACCGACGGGAGUCGGGCUACCCUCCGCGUGGUGGGGGGGACUUGUGCCGUUAGAGCUUCAGGGGACGGGCUGGAUGGCGUGCGACUGAGAUAUGUCCAGGUGGACGGAAACCGGGUGGGGAACGCUAGCGCGUCGGGGACCAGCCAGGGGAAUAUUGAGGUUGGGGGGAAUAAUCGUGGACAGUUGGUCGAGUGGGUGCGGAGCUUCAAUCCGCGCGGUUGGACUUGUUUGCAUGUCACAGAGGGUACCCUCAAGUGCACGGAAACCGCGAUACAGCAUAACGAUAUCGGACCAUGCGGACAUGAUACGUGGCAGGACUGGGCCGAUGGUAUUAGCCUCUCGUGCGCCAACAGCACGGUGUACAACAACACAGUCGUGGACGCGACCGACGGCGGGAUCGUGAUCUUUGGCGCCCCAUACUCAAUCGUACACGAGAACAGGAUUAGAGCCCAAACGAGAGUGAUGCUGGGAGGCAUUAAUCUCGUCGACGUGCUUCCCUGGAAGCCGGGGAACUACUCGGGCACACGUGUCCUCUCGAACCGCAUCGAAGGCGGCUACGCGACCUCCAUGGGCAACGAUACACGUGGCCCAAAUGAGCAACGCGCACUCAUCAAGAUCGGUAUCGGCAUCGGGCCGCGCGUGUGGUGGGACGAAACGUAUCAGAACACAUCGCGGGGCGGCGAGGUCGCGAAUAAUGUCCUCUCUGGAGCGUUUACGUUCGGUGUGGCGGUCGGCGGGGCGCAGAACUUCCAGAUCACGAAUAACACGUUUGUGGGGAAUGAGACGUUUAUCGGCCAGUAUGGUCCCAACUGCACGCAGUCGGACAAGACACCCAACCCACCAGUCGCACUUCUCCGGGAGCCCGACUCGCUCACCAGCGUCAACAUCGCCAAACGCAAUACUUACGACUGGGUCGACGGACGUGUACAGGGCCUCACGUGCUUUGUGCCGCCAGCCGCGAGCGAAUGGGCGUGGCCGUACGGCGGUGGCGGGGUCAAUGCCGACCCAACCACGUCGGUAUCGCCAACACCGACCGCCGGCGUUGACAAGAAGGGCGCAGCAGCGAACAACGCACCGGCCGCUUGGCUGCUUGCGGUCGCUGGCCUUGUGAUUGUUGUUAUUUAG
Molecule: messenger RNA, 1314 nt
Organism: Cutaneotrichosporon cavernicola
Lineage: Eukaryota; Fungi; Basidiomycota; Tremellomycetes; Trichosporonales; Trichosporonaceae
Exons: 6
Coding region: 1-1314 (437 amino acids)
Source: RefSeq, a predicted model, not a curated record